Molecule: messenger RNA, 604 nt
Organism: Hyphopichia burtonii NRRL Y-1933
Lineage: Eukaryota; Fungi; Ascomycota; Pichiomycetes; Serinales; Debaryomycetaceae
Exons: 1
Coding region: 1-546 (181 amino acids)
Source: RefSeq, a predicted model, not a curated record
AUGCUGUACCCAGUUGAACUGUAUAAUGAAUUUCUUAAUCAAAUGGAAUCCAAUGAUUAUGAAUUAAUUGAUUUAUCUAGAUCAAAUAUAACUCCUCCCCCAGUAGUUUCAACAACUUCAAAAUCCACUCCAAUUAUUAAAAAUAAUAAUGAAGAUAUCCAAAUUACAAGAUCAUUAUCUGAUAAUUCAUUAAUUUAUAUACGACCUAAUCUUAUGAAUUUAAAACCCAUUGAUAUUUUCAAAUUAAAUCAUUUAAAGAAUAAUAAUUCAAAUUCUUCAAUUAGCUUACCAGUUGACUUUAGUUUAGAACCUCCUUCUCCAACUUUCACUUCUUUUUCAACUAAUUUGCUCAAUGACUUCGAUGAUGAUGAUGAUUAUGACGACUACGAUGAGAUAGAAGAUGAAAUCACCGAUCAAAUCGAUGAAGAUGAACUAAAUGAUAACUUGAUUUGUCCUGGUUUAUUCCCUAGUAUGAACAUUAAUAAUGAUGAUCAAUUUAUGACCUUUGAUCAGUUACCUUUGAAUCCAACCAUCAUCGAUGACUAACCCCCUUUGCAUCUCCUCCCCCUUGUUAUGUCUUAUGUAUUCAAUUCUUGCCUUUUAC